This is a messenger RNA of Bursaphelenchus okinawaensis, 721 nucleotides long. Lineage: Eukaryota; Metazoa; Nematoda; Chromadorea; Rhabditida; Aphelenchoididae. The record is from the annotation of a GenBank genome assembly.
AUGUUGGAGUAAGUGGAUAAGAUGGUGACAAUUAUAUUAUAGUAGACAAAAGUAUUAAGCAAUUUUGUGUUUAAGCUUGAGGUAAGUCCACGCGAAAGAUUAAGCCUAUGCCUAAGGCAGAAACUGAGCCUGAGCUUAUGCCUGAACCUAAGCCUGAGCCUGAGCCUGAGCCUGAGCCUGAGCCUGAGCUCGAGCCUGAGCCCGAGCCUGAUCCUGAGCCUGAGCCAGAGCCAGAGCCAGAGCCAGAACCAGAACCAGAACCAGAACCAGAACCAGAACCAGAACCAGAGCCAGAGCCAGAGCCAGAGCAGAGCCUGAGCCUGAGCCAGAGCCAGAACCAGAGCCAGAGCCAGAGCCAGAGCCAAAGCCUGAGCCUGAGCCUGAGCCUGAGCCUGAGCCUGAGCUCGAGCCUGAGCCUGAACCUAAGCCUGAGCCUGAGCCUGAGCCUGAGCUUGAGCCCGAGCUUGAGCUUGAGCCUGAGCCUGAGCCUGAGCCUGAGCCUGAGCCUAAGCCUAAGCUUGACCUUGAGCUCGAAUUUGAACGUGAGCCGAAAUCUGAGCCUGAGUCUGAGCAUAAGCUUGAGGAGCCUGAGUUUAAACCUGAGUUUGAGCUUAAGCAUGAGCUUGAGUUUAAGCUUAAGCUUCAGCCUAAGAAUAAGCCUAAGGCUAAGUCUAAGCUUAAGCCUAAGCCUAUGCUUACCCAAGAUAAGACUGAACCGUAA